UCUGCGGGCGAGUUUCGGAAAGUCUUCGCGCAUGCGCAGUGGCAUUCCUGUGCCCACAGCAUCCCGCCGUGAGGGUCGCGCGCCCGUUUUUUCCCCGCCGGCGGUGCUGAGCUGUGAUAGCGGCGAUUUGGCGCCACUGAGCGAAGAGGUAUUUCGCGGCCUCGCGCUUUGCUGACGCUUCAGCCUCCUCCUGGGAGCCGCUGUCAUGAGCCACCUGACGGUGCAGACCCUCCGCCAGGUGAUGAAAGCCGUCCUGGACUCGCCGGGUUUUGAUCGGGUGUUAAACAAGAUGACUGUUCUUUCGGCCAGCCCUGGGAAAGUUGUUUGUGAAAUGAAAGUGGAAGAAGAGCACACCAACCGAGGAGGGACUCUGCACGGAGGGUUGACAGCGACUCUUGUGGAUGUCGUGUCAACGGCUGCUCUGAUGUAUACUGAAAGACAAGCACCUGGAGUCAGUGUGGAUAUGAAUAUUAGCUAUAUGUCAGCAGCGAAGAUUGGAGAUGAAAUCCUGAUCACUGCCGAGGUUCUGAAGCAAGGGAAAAGCUUGGCAUUUGCCAGUGUGGAUUUAACAAGCAAGGCAACUGGAAAGUUGAUAGCCCAAGGAAGACAUACGAAAUUCCUGGGGAACUAAUAGAAGGAUGCUUUGAGAAAAAGUUGACAUGAAUUUGAAUCUUAAAGCACUUCAGGACAGAAGAAAAGUCAAUACCAAAGAGAUGAAUGUGUUCCUGUCAGGCCUGGAGACAAUCUCCGCUGCUGAAAUGGUGGACUGUUUAUGGGAGAGGUGUUCUUGUAAUUGCUUCUGGUGACAUUGUGUGCAUAUCCUUCUUCACAGAGAUUUUUGUACUCUGAAACUAGUAUUUGAAAGAAACCAUAAACUCCUUCCUCUAACCUGAAGCUUCCUGAAUAGUAUUGUUUCAGAGUCUAACCAUGUUGGGGGUGGUUACAAAAAUAUGAAGAUAAGUUUGUGGAUAGUGGAUUGAAUAGGGCACUCCUGGGUUGCGUAGGGCACUCCUGGACUGUCCAUUGUUUUAUUAUUAUUUAUUUAUUAUUAGAUUUUUAUAACUGCCCACCCCCGGAGGGUUUUGUACGCACAUAGGGGGGGCUUACUCAAAGAUGCAAGGGCUCAGAGACUAAGUGUCCUAACUCUAAAUCCUCAUCAGAAGCCUUCCAAUAGCUACCAGCAAGUUGCAUUCCCUGUCUACCUUGCUGUCUGAAGAGCUUCCUGCAUCAGUGCACCUUCCUCAUUGGUGCUGUGAUGUCACUUCCAGCCUACUCCCUUUUAUAUCCAGUGUUGCCAGAAGUCUUGCAGAAAAAGAAUGCAUCACAGGUGUUGAAUCCAAAGCAUGACUUUUUCUGAAGGAAGUUCAGUGUGGAAAGAAAACAAGCUAAUGUUCAAUAAAUUGUGGUUUGAUAAAA
Sphaerodactylus townsendi is the source of this 1416-nucleotide messenger RNA. RefSeq names its product acyl-CoA thioesterase 13 (gene ACOT13). Gene Ontology annotation, molecular function: fatty acyl-CoA hydrolase activity. The record is from RefSeq and is a predicted model, not a curated record. The transcript is spliced from 4 exons. Bases 206 to 631 code for a protein of 141 amino acids. NCBI's taxonomy places the organism in Eukaryota, Metazoa, Chordata, Lepidosauria, Squamata, Sphaerodactylidae.